CCCUCGGGCCCUUCAUCGAAUAAGUGCGUAUGCCCACCCAGUGCUAGUCUUGUCUCAUCGAUCAUCCUUUGGUUCAGAUGGACACCGUGUCCGACCCCAGCGGCGAGCCUUCAGAAGGCGUUCCUAGGAACACGAACACCAAGAAUUACAUUGUCGGCCUCGGUCUCCUCUUCGCGGUUGUCCUAUUAUGGACUGCGUCCAGUUUCUUGACGCAAGACAUGUAUGACGACGGGUACCAGAAGCCAUUCUUGAUAACAUACACUAACACCGCAUCAUUUGUGUUUUACUUGCUGCCAUACAUUACACGAAGAUUAUGGGCUGAUCGGUGGGGUCCGCCCAAAUCCACAAGGUCAAUCAUAGAUUAUCAGCCGCUGGAGCAAGAGCUUGACAUUGAUGCAGAGCCUGCAGUGGAGCUGAUAGCUCCAAUUGAUCAGGUCGAUAGGCCGUUCACCGUGAAGGAGACCGCAAGGUUGGCACUUGGAUUCUGCUUCCUGUGGUUUAUUGCGAACUGGGCUUUGAACGCCGCUCUGGCAUACACCAGCGUCGCAAGUUCAACAAUUCUGUCUGGCACAAGUGGCAUGUUUACUCUUGCCGUUGGACGUAUGUUCCGCGUGGAAACCCUAACAUUGAUCAAGAUUGGAGCUGUGCUUACUGCCUUUGUUGGUGUUAUCCUUGUUGCUAUUUCUGACGGGUCUCCCGAUGGCCAACCAGAAGGAAUAGGGCCAUCAAUAAUUAACAAGGCUGCCACCUCAUUACCAGUUUUGGGAGACUUCUUGGCUUUGAUGUCGGCUGUGUUUUAUGCUCUCUACGUCGUCUUCCUCAAGGUUCAGAUUAGGGAAGAGUCGAGAAUUGACAUGCAACUGUUCUUUGGGUUUGUGGGAUUUUUCAACAUAGUUCUAUCCUGGCCUAUUGGCGUCAUCCUGCAUCUGGCUGGAAUGGAGCGCUUUGAGAUACCCACCACCCAUAAUGCUAUUGUUAUUAUCUUGUUGAAUAUGUUCAUCACCUUAUCGAGUGACUACCUAUACGUCAUUGCGAUGCUGAAGACCACGCCUUUAGUGGUGACAGUCGGUCUUGGUCUCACCAUUCCUGUCGCGGUUAUCGGGGACUCCUUCCUUGGGAAGCCUGCCGCUGCGCAAGUACUGGCAGGUGCCCUCCUGGUUGUUAUAGCCUUCAUUGCAGUCGGCGUCGAGAACGCAAAGCCAAGCGAGGGUGGCGACCUUAUUUCUGAUGAUUUCGUGGACAACGCUUGCGCCCAGCAGUCCCGAGUUCGGCUUGAGCACUAAGAUCCUCUUAAAUGCAAAGUCCAUCUUUGGGUACUGUUGUAUUUAUUUGGAAGCGACAUUGUCGCACGGUUCCGUUCAUUUUCUAUUGACUGUACUGCUUAGAUUAGAUCCAAACUUAGAGCACUAAAUAUAUGUUUUUUGGUCUUCGAGGGUAAUACUCCGGG
Molecule: messenger RNA, 1447 nt
Organism: Suillus plorans
Lineage: Eukaryota; Fungi; Basidiomycota; Agaricomycetes; Boletales; Suillaceae
Exons: 8
Coding region: 78-1283 (401 amino acids)
Biological process (GO): regulation of peptide transport
Source: RefSeq, a predicted model, not a curated record